GUGGGCUCAAAGUUGAUUACCUGUCACAAGCUUGUCCUGGCUUGUGUAAUACCUUACUUCAGAGCCAUGUUUCUUUCGGAAAUGGCAGAAGCUAAACAAUCAUUGAUUGAAAUCAAAGAUUUUGACGGUGAUGCCAUUGAAGACUUGGUCAAGUUUGUGUAUUCCUCCCGGCUAAUGCUGACUGUUGACAAUGUCCAGCCUCUCUUAUAUGCUGCCUGCAUUCUCCAAGUGGAGAUAGUGGCCAAAGCUUGCUGUGAGUACAUGAAGCUGCACUUUCACCCUUCCAAUUGCCUGGCAGUGAGGGCCUUUGCAGAGAGUCACCACCGCAUUGACUUGAUGGACAUGGCUGACCACUAUGCCUGUGAACACUUUGUUGAAGUGGUGGAAUGUGAAGACUUUGUGAGUGUAUCUCCUCAGCACCUUCAUAAACUCUUGUCUUCAAGUGACCUGAGCAUUGAGAAUGAAAAGCAAGUUUAUUGUGCUGCUAUUAAAUGGCUUUUGGCCAAUCCCCAGCACCAUGCUUUAUGGUUAGAUGCAAUAGUUGCUCAGGUACGCCUGCCCCUGUUACCUGUUUGUUUCCUCAUGGGAGUUGUUGCAAAAGAACAAAUAGUCAAGCAGAACUUAAAAUGCCGAGAUUUGUUAGAUGAAGCAAGAAACUACCAUCUUCAUUUAAGCAGUCAUACAGUACCAGAUUUUGAAUAUUCUGUUCGGACAACCCCAAGGAAACACACAGCAGGUGUCCUUUUCUGUGUUGGAGGACGUGGCGGAUCGGGAGACCCAUUUCGCAGUAUUGAAUGCUACUCGAUAAAUAAAAAUAGCUGGUUUUUUGGCCCUGAAAUGAACAGUAGAAGGAGGCAUGUAGGAGUAAUCUCUGUAGGAGGUAAAGUUUAUGCUGUGGGUGGGCACGAUGGAAAUGAGCACCUAGGCAGCAUGGAAGUUUUUGAUCCGCUCACAAAUAAAUGGAUGAUGAAAGCAUCAAUGAAUACCAAAAGGAGAGGAAUUGCUCUGGCCUCUCUUGGAGGCCCCAUUUAUGCCAUCGGAGGCUUAGAUGAUAACACUUGCUUCAGUGAGGUGGAGAGAUACGACAUGGAAUCCGACCAGUGGAGCGGCGUUGCCUCUAUGAACACCCCUCGCGGAGGAGUUGGCUCUGUAGCUCUUCUGAAUAAUGUAUAUGCCGUUGGUGGGAAUGAUGGUGUAGCUUCUCUGUCUAGUGUGGAGAAAUAUGAUCCUUAUCUUGAUAAGUGGAUAGAAGUGAAAGAAAUGGGUCAGCGGAGAGCUGGCAAUGGGGUUAGUGAACUUCAUGGCUGUUUAUAUGUGGUAGGUGGUUUUGACGACAAUUCUCCACUUAGCUCGGUUGAGAGAUUUGACCCUCGCACUAAUAAGUGGGAAUACGUAGCAGAACUAACAACUCCUAGAGGGGGAGUUGGCAUAGCAACAUUAAUGGGCAAAAUUUUUGCUGUUGGAGGACACAAUGGGAAUGCUUACCUGAACACAGUGGAAACCUUUGAUCCAGUAGCAAACAGAUGGGAGCUGGUGGGCUCCGUGUCUCACUGCAGAGCUGGGGCAGGAGUUGCUGUGUGCGCUUGCCUAAGCAGUCAAAUUCGUGAUAUGGGUCAAGGUUCCAGCAAUGUGGUGGACUGCAUGUGAAUUUGGGUUGAAGCCUGCUAUGAUUGUGAAAUGCUUUCAGCCUCCUUUACUAUUGUACAAAGACUUCUGAAUGUUUAAAGCAAUAUAUGUAAAUAUACUAGGAUAUUUUUUUGUAUGAAAAUCUGAGUGCUGUGGAAGUUUUAAAAUAUUUACUUACAAUAAAAACUUGAAAAAAUA
Messenger RNA from Thamnophis sirtalis, 1824 nucleotides. The record is from RefSeq and is a predicted model, not a curated record. Lineage: Eukaryota; Metazoa; Chordata; Lepidosauria; Squamata; Natricidae.